Symbiodinium necroappetens is the source of this 345-nucleotide messenger RNA. NCBI's taxonomy places the organism in Eukaryota, Dinophyceae, Suessiales, Symbiodiniaceae. The record is from the annotation of a GenBank genome assembly.
GACACGGUGGAUCUUCACUUGGCACGUAACUACACCGAUCAUGCUCUCCUCGACAAGGAGUACGCUGCCUACCGACUCAGCCGCAGCAUGGACAAGCUUAGUUUCUUGAGAGACAGAUUCUUAGAUGAGGAAGCCAACGACUUCUCAAGUCUGGCGCGGCGAAAAGAUCUCGUGAGGCACCUCGAGCACCUGAUCCGCAACCUUCAGAUCACUUCAAGCUCAUUACAGAUGCUCACGGACUGGGAGCAGCCACGGCCUCGGCCCCUCCCGGUGGACGAGGUCCCGGUGACCGAGAUCGCAUCUGCCUUCAAUUUGUGCAAGCACCGGCAACUUCAUGGCUGUUGA